ACAGAAGAAGAGCGCUUUGUUGGAGGAAGGCUACGGUCGCGGCGCACAAGUUUUAGCUCGUGUGAAUUUUUAUAUUUGGGAAAUCCACCCCGAAGGUUUCAGCUGUACCGUUAGCUACAUAGCUAUCACGUAAUUCGCCGACUAUAUAUUCUAUCCAGUUAUAUAUCUACGCGCCAUCCUAACGUCUGCUCGGCCAGUUUUACUAACUUCCUUAGCUAGCUGUUAUUGUUAGCUAGUUCUGUGCUAACAUGUCUGGCGGAGGUGUAGUCCGAGGACCUGCGGGGAGCAACGAUUGUCGUAUCUACGUGGGUAAUCUUCCCCCUGAUAUCCGCUCAAAGGACGUGGAAGAUUUGUUCUACAAAUACGGAGCCAUCCGCGAUAUCGAUCUGAAGAACCGAAGAGGAGGACCGCCGUUCGCCUUCGUGCAGUUCGAGGACCCGAGGGAUUCUGAGGAUGCCGUCUACGGGCGUGAUGGUUACGACUACGAUGGCUACCGCUUGCGCGUUGAGUUUCCUAGAAGUGGACGGGGAGGCGGAGGAGGAGGCGGUGGUGAUCGCGGCGGCGGUGGCGGCGGAGGGGGUGGUGGUGGUGGUGGCGGACCAAUGGGACCCCAGAGGGGAAGGCAUGGCCCGCCCUCUCGACGCUCAGAGUACAGGGUUCUUGUGUCAGGUCUUCCGUCCAGUGGAAGCUGGCAGGACCUGAAGGAUCACAUGCGAGAGGCAGGUGAUGUAUGUUAUGCUGAUGUGUACCGCGAUGGCACCGGGGUAGUUGAGUUUGUACGCAAAGAAGACAUGUCCUACGCUGUCCGUCAAUUGGACAACACCAAGUUUCGUUCUCACGAGGGAGAGACUGCCUACAUUCAUGUGAAGGUGGACGGUCCUCGCAGCCCGAGCUAUGGUCGUUCUCGCUCUCGUAGCCGGAGCCGCAGUCGCAGCCGGAGCCGGACCCCCAGCCCGAGCCAAAGCAAGAGCGGGUCCCGUCGCAGCAGAGGGUCUCCCCGUUACUCUCCCCGCCGCUCUCGCUCCCGCACCUAGAGCUAACGCAACGGUGUGACUCUGGAGCCGGAGAGGAAGUCUUCACAUCACUCAACAAAUCCUGUAUACUCAUCACGGAUCAUCUCAUGAUACCUGUUUACACUGUCUUCUUGUGUAUCUCCCUCCCCCUCCCCACACACACACACACUUUUUGUUGCAGUUUUCUUAUUUAGAUAUCAUUUUUUGUCCACGGACCCAUUCUUCCUUGUCCCUUUCUCACCAUCAGUUUUCUGAUCUGUCACCCUUCCCUAUACUUUUCUUCUACUUGUCCUCCUACGCUUUUUGUUUUGAAGCAUCAACCUCUUUGAAGCAUAUACUACUGUCCUUUUGACCCUCUUGUGUGUCUCUCUGUAGAGUUCAGAGGAACAGGAUAGGAUGGGAACAGAGGAAACAGUUCAUAUUAAGAUAAACAGGAGGAGGAGUCAAAUAUGGCACCAAUGGUAUGAUGGCUGUGCCUUGUCAACUGUGAAAUCUGCAUUAUAAGGCUGUUCAGUUUUUUUUAAACAUGCACUUGACAAUAGAGUGCUGUUGUUGAAUGUUUUCAGUUGUAACAAGUUCUGUAUACCACUUUGUAUUUGGAGACUCAAAACUUGUGGUUUGUUGUUGUUUUUGUUUUAUUUUUGCUUUUGCUCGUCUUCGUCUUUUAGUCUCCAAAGUAAAUUUUAGUUUGGGAAUGAUUAUAUAGGGUGUUCCCUGUUUUUCACCAAGUAAACUCCCUCGUAGAUGCAUUUAUUGACAUUUUUUAAUUUUGGUAUUUUCUGAAGGUGUGAUUCUAACUUGCCUCCUUCUCUUUGGUUCUGCUGGUAUUCUGAAGGUUUGGACUGGGCUCAUUGUCCCCCCAUUCCGGAGCCGGAUCAGGAUUCAGGAUCAGAGCAGGAUUAGGAUUAGGCUUCAGGAUGGAUACAUGGAUCAGGAGCAUGGGAGCAUUUUACCGGGAGAUGAUCCUGACCCCUGGCCCUGUCCACAUAACCCCGUCAAACCGGAAAUAGGGAAAUAUUCAAACUAAAUUGGCUUUCAAAUAAUCCAAAUUAAUUUUUAUUUUAUUUUUUCCAUUUUGUGUGGGACCUCAGAGACACAAUUACUGCCGGCACUGUGACAACCGAUUUUAUUUUUGUUUUUCAAAAUUAUAAAAAAAAAAAAAAAGGAAGAGCUCAGCUCAAAACCAGGAGGGCUGGGAGGUGCAGGAUGGAUCCACACGCGUAAGGAGAGUGGUAAAUAGUGAGCGGCCAUUAACAGCGGAGUAGGGAGGGAAGAGGGAGGACUAGGACGCGACAAGGGAAUGUGACCUUAACGUGGUUUGUAUCUUUUUCUUAGGUCAGUCUUUUGCUGCAGACGAUGAUUUGAUUGAUUUUCUUAAGUAUGAUCUCCAGUAUCCUAAAGCUUUAUUCUCUUUUAAUAAAAAUUUCAAUAACAUAG
Messenger RNA from Anarrhichthys ocellatus (wolf-eel), 2450 nucleotides. It is a transcript of the gene srsf1b, whose product is annotated as serine and arginine rich splicing factor 1b. The record is from RefSeq and is a predicted model, not a curated record. NCBI's taxonomy places the organism in Eukaryota, Metazoa, Chordata, Actinopteri, Perciformes, Anarhichadidae. Bases 249 to 1034 code for a protein of 261 amino acids. Gene Ontology annotation, molecular function: mRNA binding. Gene Ontology annotation, cellular component: nucleus; cytoplasm. The transcript has 4 exons.